AGGAGCCAAAUCCAUGCAGACAGACCCCUACACCUGCACAGGCUUCCACUGAAGAAUCACCACCAAGCUGGAGCAAACAAGUAAAAGCAUUGACUCAAGUGCCCACAUGAUCACCACGGCCAGGGUACCUGCUGAUAAGCCGGUACGAAUUGCCUUCAGCCUUAAUGAUUCCCCAGAUGAUGCUUCCCCUGAAAACUUCUCUUUGGCAUUUCCAGAACUAGAUCAGCAGCUGCAGCCUCUGCCUCCUUGUCAUGACUCUAAGGAAUCUAUGCAGGUGUAUAAACAGCACUGCAAAAUAGCAGAAGAGUACCACGAGGUCAAGAAAGAAAUUGCUCUGCUGGAAGAAAGAAAAAAGGAGCUGAUUGCCAGGCUGGAGCAAGUGGAGAAAGAGAGCAUGGAUGCUGCUCGGCUGGCCAAGGAGUACGCACAGCUGACAGAGGAGAACCGGACGCUGAAGCUGGCCCAGACACAGUGUGUGGAGCAGCUGGAAAAGCUCAGGAUACAGUACCAAAAGAGACAGGGCUCCUCAUAAGUCCCAGCCAGCUCAUGGGAGGCACUUCAUACAGGAAUGGAAAACAGAUUUUAAAAUAAAGAUCUGUUUCGUAUGUUACAACACUUUACUACGGAUACAGAGUAUGUAGAAGUCUGAAUUUGAUUUAAUGCUUGCCACCCAGUAGCUUAAUAUAAUGGAUAUUUCAUCCAUUAUAUAAUGAAUGUUUUAUUUCAAGUAACAUAAUUGAAGUUAAUCUAUCCCCAUUAUAUGUUCUAGUGGAUCAGGUUUCUUUUCUAAACAUAUUUCUUCCAAUUUAAGAAGAUAUGGACACACUAGAAAAUUAUAUUAAUAGUGUUGGAAAUUUGGAUCAUACUAAGGACUGGGACAGUGUUAAUUUAUGGAAUACAUGUAUGUUAAUUUUAGUUUGGUAAAUUCUUUUUAAAUUAUUUUCCUCAUGCAUAAAGUGUUUGGAAGUUAUCUUGAAGCAGAUCUCCUCACUAGUAGAAACCAUACUUGAUGUCAACUUCACACUGUUGUAUAAAAUCUGAAAAACUGCACAUUAAAAACUGAAGUAACAAAAUUAUUUUUUAUCAAACAAGUGCACUGCCAGUGAUAAUUUUCAAGUUAUAAAAUUAAAAGGAAACAGAUGAGAUCAAACUUUCCUGCCUUAAGUGUAAAGAUUACUUGAGUGCCUUUUUAUUGUACUUUUAGGCAUGCAAGAAAUGAAAAAUUAAUAUAGGAAUCAUAAUUUCAUCAUACUUUCAACUGAGACUAUGUCUGUAAAGUUAUUGUAAGGCUCUUUUGUUCUUAUUUUCUGGUCCAUUUUGAAACAUAAGUGGCUGUAAGUAGAGACAGGAGUUCUGUGAUACACAAAUAACUGGGAAGUAAAAUGUCAGUUUUACUUGCUCUAUUUAUCCCUGUAUUCUCUUAGAUCAACUUCAAAAUCUUGGUUAUACCCCCAUUUCUAUCCAUAGACUAGUUUUUUCAUUAAAAGUGGAUGUAGAAAAGCCCUUUUAUGUUCUAAAUGUUCUCAAAUCACCCUGUAUUUUAAACUCUGCUUGUCAGAUGCUGCUUGUUACAUCUUCAUGAGCUUAGAAUUCAACUUAAUGUGUUAUUAGUACUGUGUCUUAGUAAUUGAAAACUAUGAAGUUAAGACUUGCACCAGGACUUUAGCUUUGAUUAUUAUGAUUAAUCUGCCAUGAAAACAGAACUUCAUGUUAAUCAGACCAAUUCCUGGCAGCAAAGGGGAGAAAAAAAGAACUACAAGCUGCCUGUAAUUUAUCUGUGCUAACUGCCUACAGUAUUCCCUGCAGCACAGGUGGGAAAAGUGGCUCUGUGAUACUCCAAGCGCUGCAACAGGACAGCAUGAAGAGGUAGCAGGAGAGGACAACCUUGUUUCCACUUCUCCUCCUGAGCCACCAGGGCAGUGUCAGCAUCCAAACUUGGCACUGCUUCCUGCUAUA
Melozone crissalis (California towhee) is the source of this 1956-nucleotide messenger RNA. It is a transcript of the gene MAP3K7CL, whose product is annotated as MAP3K7 C-terminal like. Lineage: Eukaryota; Metazoa; Chordata; Aves; Passeriformes; Passerellidae. The transcript is spliced from 5 exons. The record is from RefSeq and is a predicted model, not a curated record. The coding region runs from base 107 to 532 and encodes 141 amino acids. Gene Ontology annotation, cellular component: nucleus; cytosol.